This is a messenger RNA of Telopea speciosissima, 4119 nucleotides long. Its product is annotated as pumilio homolog 1-like. Gene Ontology annotation, biological process: post-transcriptional regulation of gene expression. Gene Ontology annotation, cellular component: cytoplasm. The transcript is spliced from 9 exons. The record is from RefSeq and is a predicted model, not a curated record. Lineage: Eukaryota; Viridiplantae; Streptophyta; Magnoliopsida; Proteales; Proteaceae. Gene Ontology annotation, molecular function: mRNA binding. Bases 428 to 3616 code for a protein of 1062 amino acids.
UUUGCGUCGGUGUCAUCGUCGUCUUUGCUUUCUCUGGUCACUGCUAAAGCAGCGAUUUUUAACAGUAGAAGGGCGGAAAUGAUCGCUGAUCGUCGAUUUUAUCGAUGUAAUAAUGGCGAAGCUGUGUCUUUUCUAUCCGAUCUCCCGAUUUUUGAUUGAAUUCUUAGUUACCAGUCAUUGUUUUUCUUUUGUUCGAUUUUCGAUUCGUUCAGCUUUAGCUUUAGAUUGUAGGUUAUGAGUCGGAAAUGAACUCGUUAGCUAAUUUGCGAGUCAAUGAUCCGAUUUUUUCUUCUUAUAAGCUUAAAAUGAGCUAUUAGCUGCUGAUAAGUAUUGUAUUGUUGGCUGUCGAGCUGUUCAAGUUGCAGUUUUUCGAACUGCUUUAGGGUUUUUUCCCCAAACCUUUUCGUCGUUCUAUUUUGAUUGUGGAAUGGUCACUGAGAGCCCUCUUAAAAUGUUGUCUGACAUGGGGAUGCGACCGAUGAUCGGGAGCAACGAUGGAUCGUUUGGAGAGGAUUUUGCGAUGGAGUUAGGCCUCUUGCUUCGGGAGCAACGACGGCAGGAGGCAAACGAUAUGGAGAGGGAGCUCAAUCUCUACAGGAGUGGUUCUGCUCCUCCGACCGUUCAGGGCUCCUUGACCGCUGUUGGAGGUCUGCUCGGACAUGUCGGGGGCGCGUCGCUUUCAGAUUUUGCUGGAAGCAAGAGCGCCAACGGAUUCUCCGAGGAACAAUUCCGUUCUGAUCCAGCUUACCUUUCUUAUUACUACUCUAACUUGAACCUGAACCCCCGGCUACCGCCACCUUUGCUAUCUAAGGAAGAUUGGCGAUUUGCACAGAGGCUUCAAGGCGGAAGUUCAGUGAUAGGAGGAACUGGAGAUAGAAGGAAGGUGAAUCGAGCUGAUGAAGGGGGAAAUAGAUCGCUCUUCUCAUUACAGCCUGGGUUUAAUUCGCAGACAGAAGAAAACGAGGUUGACCAGAGGAAUCCACAGGCAUCUACGGAGUGGGGUGGUGAUGGGCUGAUUGGAUUGUCGGGAUUAGAACUAGGGAGCAGACAGAAGAGCCUUGUGGAUAUUUUUCAGGAUGAUCUGGGACGUGCAACACCUGUCCUUGGCCACCCUUCUCGCCCUGCCAGCCGUAAUGCCUUUGAUGACACUGUGGAGGGGCUAGGUUCUGCUGAAUCCCAGUUGGCUCAUUUGCACCACGAAUUAGCUGCUGUAGAUGCUUUGCGGUCUGGUGCAAAUGUUCAGAGCAUGUCUGGGGCCCAAAAUAUUGGUGCGUCAAAUUCUCAUAGUUUUGCGUCUGCUUUAGGUACCUCAUCAAGAAGUACAACUCCUGAUCCUCAGCUUGUUGGUAGGGCUCCUAGUCCUUGCCUUCCACCUGUUGGAGGGGGGUGGAUCAGUGCAACAGAUAAGAGAAAUGGCAGUGGUCAUAACUCAUUCAAUGGUGUUCCAUCUAGUAUGAGUGAUUCUGCCGAUCUUGUAGCUGCUUUGUCAGGAAUGAGCCUGUCAACAAAUGGUGUGUUAGAUGAAGAUAAUCAUGGGCGAACACAGGUUCCACAUGGUAUUGAUGAUCAUCAUGGUUUACUAUUCAAUCUGCAAGGUGGUCCGAACAGUAUUAAGCAGAACCCAUACUUGAGAAGAUCUGAGUCUGGGCAUUUACAUCUGCCUUCCAUUCCUCAGGCAGCCAAAGGGUCGUUUCCUGAUUUGGGUAGAAGCAAUGGGACUGGGAUGGACUUGAAGAACUCUUCGGUGAUAGCUGAUGCACAAGCUGAGCUGCAUAAACCUUCUGUGUCCUCUGCUUACUCAUACAUGAAUGGUCCCUCCACCCCCAUUCUUAAUAGUGCAGGAGGUUCUCCUUCACACUAUCAGAAUGUAGAUGGCACAAAUUCUGCAUUUGCAAAUUAUGGUUUGGGUGGUUAUCCCAUCAAUCCAGCAUUGUCAUCCAUGAUCACGGGUCAGCUUGGCAGUGGUAAUUUGCCUCCAUUAUUUGAAAAUGUUGCUGCUGCAUCUGCUAUGGCAGCCCCUGGCAUGGACUCUAGAGCAUUUGGGGGAGGUUUGCCUUCUGGAACAAAUUUGACCAAUGCAGCAGAAUUGCAAAAUCUCAACAGGAUGGGGAGUCAAGUGCCCCUUGUGGAUCCAUUGUAUCUUCAGUACUUAAGGACAGCUGAGUAUGCUGCCUCACAGGUUGGAGCUCUUAAUGACCCUUCUAUUGAGAGAAACUACCUUGGGAAUUCAUAUGUAGAUUUACUUGGCCUCCAGAAAGCUUAUCUUGGGGCAUUGCUCUCACCCCAGAAAUCACAGUAUGGAACUCCCUUCCUUGGUAAAUCUGCCAACCAGAAUCCUGGCUACUAUGGAAACCCUCCUUUUGGUCUUGGCAUGUCAUAUCCUGGAAGCCCGUUAGCAAAUCUGGUUCUUCCCAACUCUCCUGUUGGACCUAGUAGCCCUAUUAGGCAUGACCGAAACAUGCGUUUUCCUCCUGGGCUGAGAAACUUAGGUGGGGGUGUCAUUGGAUCCUGGCACGCGGAAGCUGCUGGGAACAUGGAUGAGAGCUUUGCAUCCUCACUUUUGGAGGAAUUUAAGAGCAACAAAACCAAAUGCUUUGAGCUUUCAGAAAUUGCAGGUUAUGUUGUUGAAUUCAGUGCUGAUCAGUAUGGGAGCCGAUUUAUACAACAAAAACUUGAAACAGCGACAACGGAAGAGAAAAACAUGGUUUUCCAGGAAAUCAUUCCCCAAGCGCUCUCUUUGAUGACUGAUGUUUUUGGCAACUAUGUUAUUCAAAAGUUUUUUGAGCAUGGAACUGCAUCUCAGAGAAGAGAGCUGGCAAACCAGCUCAGUGGGCAUGUUUUGACCCUUAGUCUUCAAAUGUAUGGUUGUCGAGUGAUACAAAAGGCAAUAGAAGUUGUAGAUUUGGACCAACAGACUAAAAUGGUUGCAGAGCUUGAUGGUCAUAUCAUGCGUUGUGUACGUGACCAAAACGGGAAUCAUGUCAUCCAGAAGUGUAUUGAAUGCAUACCUCAAGAUGCUAUUCAGUUUAUCAUUACUUCUUUCUAUGAUCAAGUAGUUACACUUUCCACCCAUCCCUAUGGCUGUCGUGUAAUACAGAGAGUACUGGAGCACUGCAAUGACCCAAAAACACAGCAAAUCAUGAUGGAAGAGAUUUUGCAAUCUGUUUGCAUGUUGGCUCAGGACCAAUAUGGAAAUUAUGUUGUCCAGCAUGUACUGGAGCAUGGAAAACCACAUGAGCGUUCUAUUAUAAUAACGAAGUUAGCUGGCCAGAUAGUUCAAAUGAGUCAGCAGAAGUUUGCCUCUAAUGUUGUGGAAAAGUGCUUAACCUUUGGUGGUCCUGCGGAACGUCAGCUGUUGGUUAAUGAGAUGCUUGGCUCCACUGAUGAGAAUGAGCCUCUGCAGGCAAUGAUGAAAGAUCAGUUUGCAAACUAUGUUGUACAGAAAGUGCUGGAGACUUCUGAUGACCAGCAACGUGAAUUGAUUCUAUCACGAAUAAAGGUUCACUUGAAUGCCCUGAAGAAGUACACUUACGGGAAGCAUAUAGUUGCACGUGUAGAGAAGCUUGUUGUCGCUGGGGAGAGGAGAAUUGGUAUUCAAUCUCCAUACCCCGCUUAGAUGGCAUCUGAAAGUUGUUGUACAGCUAACUGAGGCUAGUGUGAGCUCUCUCUCUCUCUCUCUCUCUGUCCUCAAUCCCCAACUUCUCCCGUUGUCCAGCUAUUGCUCUGUCUAUUUAGAAGAUACAGGCUGAUUGGAAAUAAAAUUGUCGCUUGUACUUAAAACUGUACAUUGUGUAGUUUGAGGAUAUACCUAGAUUCAGGCAAGCUGAGGCUCAGAUGAAUACAUCUGAUGCCCAUGCGGAGGAGAUAAAAUGAGUGUACAAGUUUUUUAAGGGUGUAAAGAGUUGAAAAAGAAAAAGGAGGUAGUGAAUAUGUUAACUUGACUGUACAAAUGUCACCAUGUGGAGAGCCUUCAGUGUUAGGUGAGGCCAGAAAUUUUCUUUUAAUUUAUGGGACAGAUUUUUUCCCCCUCUUUAUUGGAGCACAAUUUUCUUUAGUUGUUCAGUCCUGUAUUUGAAGACUUGGCUGGCAUGGUUAAUUUUUUAAAUUUUUUCUUAAGCA